AUGGCGACUUUUCGGAGUGUCGAUGAUGGCUCGUUGGCGUGCACUUUUACCUUUCCUUCAAAACUGCAUAGAAAUUCCAAAUCAGUUUGCUGGAAAUAAAAACUUUUCAAGUUUGGGUAACUGACUGAUUUUACAAUAAAGCCGAAAGAUCCCGAGACACCAGCUUAAUUGAUUGUUGAUUUAGGUGAAGUUACGUUCGACGUGCCCCGACCGCCAGCGUAGCCCUUGUAGCGGCAAGGCAAACCAAAAUGGCGGGUCUGAAUGUGGAGAGUCUGAAGCGCAAAUUUCAAGCUCUGAACAACACGCAGGACAGCAUCCAGACACUCUCAUUGUGGAUAAUCCAUCAUAAGAACCACUACAGACAAAUAAUUGAAUUGUGGAUGGAACAUCUGAAGGAAGCCAAGGCUCCCAUGCGUCUGGUCCUCUUCUACUUGGCCAAUGACAUCAUACAAAACAGCAAGCGGAAAGGGGCUACGGUGUUCCUGGACAGCUUUGCCGAGGUCCUGGAAGAGGCUGCCACAUUCUCCAGAGAGGACGCCAUCCGAGAGAAAGUGUUGCGAAUCUUCAAGAUCUGGGGGGAGAGGAGCAUCUACUCGGUGGACUUUUGUGACAAGCUGCAGAAGGCAACAGUUUCCCAGAAGCCAGCCAAGGCCAAGCCAAGACCGGACACAAAGCUGCUUGUUGAUUUCAACCACGAAGAAGUGCCACAGGUGAUUGAGCAGCUGGCCAGGUUUGAGGGGGAGGUAGAACUGAAAUACAGACAGCUGAACAUGCUCAAUGUGGAUGUCGCGAGCACAGAAACCAUCAUGCAGCUGAAAGAUCGAGCUGGAGGGAAGCGUUUCUCCCAGCAGUUUGAGGAUUCAGCCAUCAAGCUUGAGGACUAUGUGAACUCACUCACUAAGGAGGUAGAGCUGAGGAGGAAACUGUUUGAUCUGCUUCAGAAGAGCGAAAUCUUCUAUGAAGCCCAGUUUGGGGAGGCUAAAAUAGUCGCAAAUGCAUACAAGAAUUUUGGCAUGCGAGUGGCAAGCCUCAAGAAGCGACUAGAGGAGCACAAGGCUUUGUUACCCGACUCCUUCAGCCCCAUUCCCUCUCCCACCAUGGACGCUCCUUCACCUGGAGCCACUCCUCCUAGAGAUCCCAACGCCGACAGCAUUGAAGUUGAGGACAUGGAGCUAUCGGAUGAAGAGGAAGAUCGGAAACGGGGCACUAUCAUUGCCGCACCACCUGUGGCCACGCGCCGGGUGUCUCGCAUCGCAGCGCUCCGCAGCAAGUUGCAGGCCACAACUUCGUCUUCAGCCAGCAUCAGUCACAUCAGCACAAUCACAGGUGCGGGAUCCCGUAGCGCUUUUAACCAGCCUCUCCCAAGUUACUCGCCAUUCUCGAGCGAGUCCCCGUCUGCUGACUACUCUCCUACUGAAGACUAUCCGCCGAUACCGACGGCAGGCGUGGCUCCGAGUUCCACCCUCAACUCCACCACCGCAACUGCCAAGAAGGAGGAAGGAGAUGAGAACUACGGCCAGAUCAAAGAUCGCCUCCUGCAGGUCAUGCACGAGACCCCCAAGCUGCCAUCCUCGGUGAACCUCUUUGAUUCGCCCAAGAGGUCGGAGUCCAAGAGCUCCUCCAGCAUACCCCCUGUGUCUAUCCCCUCCUACACCCCCUCUCCAAAGGCAUUCGACCAGCAGGUGAGCCCGAUCAUAACUGUACCCCCUGCUGUGCCAGCACCCGUGCCGCCCCCAGGCCCAGAGACAGAUGAGUACGACCCGUUUGCAAGCGAGUACCCUGCAGCGGCUCCUAAACCACAGCGGCAGUUUUACACCCCUGUGAACAACCUCCCUGCCCCUCCUGUGGCACCAUCUGAGGAACCACUGUCUCCGCCAGAUGAUGAUAUGUACGAUCCAGAGAUGGUCGACUACCUCUUGGAAAUGCCCCUGGAGAAGAAGAAGCCGCAGGCAUCAUGCAUCAUCCCUCUGGCUGGGGGAUUCCAUUCACCCACAACAAAGCCUGAAGUUCAAAAGGAAGUUGAUUCAGUCAGCUAUGGAGGUAGCAAGACCACGAGCGUCCCCUCUGGCAAGAACACAAGUCUCCCUUCAGCCCAGAGCAAAUCUAGCACGAAAUCGACCAACAGCAAUAAGCCUGGCGGGACUCCCCUUCGAGAUGAAUGCAGCACCCCACCCACCCAAGAAGACAGCCCAGUGCUGAAGGCAGCCACGAGCAACCCCAUCGAGUUCUUGACCAAGAUCAUCACCAGCUCCCGACAGUCCCCCAGUAGCAAAGCCCCAUCCUCUUCAUUCCUCAGCAGCCUGAGCUUAUUGACUCAAACUGUACAAAGUGCUGCUCAGAAGGAGAAGUCGGAACCUUUCUCAAAUGAUGCCCAGGGUGGUGAGUCAGCCGAUGGGGCAGCCUCUCCAGAGUCCCAGAAACCUCCGGGAGCGCCAGAAAGAACUAAUGCAAACCAACAAUCUAUGAAGCAACACAAUGCCAGUCCGUCAGGUCAGGCUGAUGUGCCAUUCACUAUCAGUGCUCUUGUCAGCAGUUUUAAAGAAGCACCGAAUUCUGUCCACCAGCCGACAUCCACAGCAGCAGCCACAAAUGCUGUUCCUGGGACAGUUCAGGGUCAGUUGAAAAAUACACUAGCCCCUUCCACCCUGGCAGGCUCAGUGACAGCAGUUUCAAAAGAACUUCAUGGUGCAACUGCGCCCAACUCGAAGCAGAACCAUGCCGGCACUGGCAGCCGGACUUCAAUGCCAUUUUCCAUCGGUGCGCUCGUCAGCAGUUUUCAAAGUGAAUCCAAACCCCCUCCUGCAACUCCUGUCUCCACUCCCUCCCCCGUUGGCAAAAGCACACCUUUCGGUCCGUCUGUUUAUCAGAAACCUAGCAAAGUACCCCUGUGUCAGAUGAUGAACACUCCAGGCCCCAUCACACCUGCUGUCUCGUUAGCUGUUGGAAGCACUGCAGUUUCAUCAGAAUCAUUAGAGAUGCUCCCAGCCACGUCAAGUAGAGAUGUUCCCAGCCACGUCACAUCAGUUGACGAUGCUGGUGCAGGCCAAUCAAAUUCUCUCAUGGCUCGAAUGAUGCACCACAGGACCAAAGGGCAGGCAGUAUUCAGUCCUCCCAUCACAUCAAAUGUUGUCCCUGGUCUUCAAUCCCAACCACAGCCUCCUAAUUUCCAGUCUAUUAUUUUGGAACCUCCACCACCACCACCGUUGCCACCCGAAGAGCCAGGAGUCAGCAGUGAAAGUAUACCACCACCGCCUCCAGAAGAGCACUUUGAGAAAGAACCAGCAAGGCCAGUGCCACCUGCAGGCCCCCCAACUCCCAGCGGUCCACCCCCUCCCCUAAGUAGUUUGCCCCCUCCCCCGAGUGGUCCGCCCCCACCCCCACCCCCUAGUGGUCCCCCACCUGCUCCAGCCCCAGUUAGUCAACCCCCACCCCCAAGUACUCAAUCUUCGUCCACCGGCGAUCCGCAUCUUCCACCAAGUGGACCCCCUAUGAGUGGUCCACUGCCAAGUGGCCCACUGCUGAGCAGUCUACCCCCAAGCGGUCCUGCUCUGCCCCCAAGUGGCCCUCCUCCAAAUUUUAGUUUGGAAGAGGGCCACUUGCACUUGAAUUUGCCACCAAAUUCAAAUGCACCCCCUCUCCAUCCCCAAGGUGGUCAACCUCCCCCACCCCCAGUUCCACAGCUGACUCCUGUUAGGCCGCCCCAGUUUCCUGGUGAAGUCCCACCUCACCAACGUAAUCCAGCACCCUUGACUGGACCUUCAACCCCUGUGUCUUCUCCCUCACCCACCACCAGAAAUGCGGUCCCUAGAAUGUCAGUUCGUGUACCACCCCCUCCGCCUGGCCCCCCACCCCCAAAUGCCAAGCGUGCUGUGAGCUCAUUAAGCCAGACGAGCACAGGACACCCAAUGCCCACACCUCGCGAGUUGCAACCUGGCGAUACUCCCGGAGAGCCUGCUGUGGAUGCCCCAGCAUCUGUUCAUACUGAGCAAAAGACACCUCCACCAGUCUCUCCUGUGGAACCCGUUACUUCUGAACAGAAGCAACCUGCAGAGCCUCCGCAACCCACAUCGCCCAUACCUGUGCUGGGCUCAGCUGAAGCAAGGGAAAGGAGCAUUCCUGUCUUGGGUCAGUCUGCGAAGGAGAUGUGGGAAAAACCACACUACCCGCCACGAUCACAAGGGGUAGCCGGCCGUUUUACAGAAUUUCAGGCAUGCCCCACAGAAAAGAUUGACUAUGGCCACAGCAGGCCCAUUGAGACCCUGGAACGGAAACGAAUGACGUACCAGGAAAGGUUUCGUGAGGACAAAGGUCAGAGUGACGCAUUCAGGAGAUCAGGGCAGCCCUAUGACUCUGUAAGAGACAGAUAUUCCGCAUUUCCUCACAGCAAUUCUAGCCGAGACGGAGGGUUCGGUCGGGGAAGAAGGUACAGUGACUCAGACCGUGGGUACAGGCAUGACUACAACUACAACCCGGACCGUGGACAGGAUUACAGCCAAGGACCCCCAACAGACUUCUCUCAGGGUCUCAAUCGUGGCGGGCAGCAGGGCCCUGGUGCGGGCCACAGGCAGCACUUCAACCCCCCCGGGGGCCAGGAGGGGCCACCAGACACGAGCGGGCUGUACGACCAGUCCCACUUCCGGAACACCAAGCAGCUGAUUGAGAAGGAACUCAGUGCGCUGACGGGUGACCUGCAACCAAGAGGGGCACCGAUCUCCACUCUAGAGGGCCGGCCGGAGAGGGAAAGGCACCCAACUGAUUAUGGAAGCCAGAGGAGGGAAGAAGCCCAUUUUUGGAGAGGACCCAACAAGCGCCCCGCACCACCUACGUGGGGACCACCACCUUCUCACUACAGAUACUGAACAUUGUACAGGAAGCAAUUUCAUUUUAUCCACUUUUAAAAAACAUGUAUGUUCAGUUUGUAUUAUUUUUUCUGGAAAAUACAGUUAGCUAUCAUUUAAGAGAGGUCAGUACAAACAAAUGAUCGCAAAAUCAGUAAUUGUGAAAUAGUUAUUUUCCUUAAUAUUUAAAUUGUUGGUGGCACAAGCUGCCGAGGGUCAACUGAUUUAAAGAAUUUUUUUCUCUCACCAAACACUGAUAUUUUUAUAUUUGGUGGUACUUGAUGUUACCAAGCAUUGCUCUAGAGUUUUUAUGUGGAAGGGAAAUUCUCGUUUUUCUAAUUCUGUUUCAGUAAACACUGGCUCCAAACGUUGCUUUGGAAACUCGCUUGAUCAUAUCAAAAAGAUUGCUGUAAAUUGUAUAACUUCUUGUUAUACAUUUCUAACUGCAGAUUUUCACAGAAGAAUGUGAGCUGUGUAUACUAGUGUUCAUGCUUUCAAGUUACAGCAUUUAUACGUGAACUUAUUAAGACCAUGCAUCCACUGCUCUGGCAGAGUUCAUUUUCGUCAAGACAGCCUGGACCCCUCGCCUCACAUAAUAAGAAAGGACGUUUUCCUAUUCCAUGACCAUCUAAAGUUGAAAUUGAACAUGCAUCAAAUGUAGAAAGACAGACCUAGUAUUCAAGUGUUAUCGAAUUUUAUAGUUGAAUGAUUCAUUUUGACAACAUGUUAUCACUUAAAAAAGCUGGGUGUCACUCAAACAGAAAACAUGGAUUUCAGUAAAUGUUUAAUUAAAAGGUAAGUCAUUGACAAAUGGAACGCCAUAAA
This is a messenger RNA of Acanthaster planci (crown-of-thorns starfish), 5663 nucleotides long. RefSeq names its product regulation of nuclear pre-mRNA domain containing 2 (gene rprd2). Lineage: Eukaryota; Metazoa; Echinodermata; Asteroidea; Valvatida; Acanthasteridae. The record is from RefSeq and is a predicted model, not a curated record. Gene Ontology annotation, molecular function: RNA polymerase II complex binding. Gene Ontology annotation, biological process: mRNA 3'-end processing.